Cricetulus griseus (Chinese hamster) is the source of this 1737-nucleotide messenger RNA. Lineage: Eukaryota; Metazoa; Chordata; Mammalia; Rodentia; Cricetidae. The record is from RefSeq and is a predicted model, not a curated record.
AUGGGACAAAGGCCUUCGGUGCAGGCCGUUCCUGUGCUGUCUGUCGCCCAGAGGUCCACCUGCGCUCUGUCCCAUGAUAUACACACACCUGUCAACAUCCAGGUCAUGAAAAACCGCGGGCUUUUUGGCCUCAAUGAAGCGCAGCUUCGAAUCCUGCUUUUACAGAAUGACCCCUGCCUUUUCCCAGAGGUCUGUCUGCUGUACAACAAAGGUGGUGAUGUCCUUUAUGGCUACUGCAACCUGAAGGAUAAAUGCAACAAGUUUCACGUGUGCAAAUCCUUUGUCCGGGGUGAAUGUACACUUCAGACCUGCAAGCGGUCCCACAAGCUCAUUCAAGCUACCACCCUGAAGUUGAUAGAGGACCAAGAACUGAGUGCUUCAAGUGUGGUGAAUUUCCAGAUAAUCUCUGUCUACAAGCAUAUGAAGAUGCACAAGAUGCUUGAAGAUAAAGACAGCACGGCCUCUGCUGAGCACUCACAAGGCAAUGAGAAGCAAGGGACCCCUGGGGCUGGGGCUGCAGAAGCCGGGACUCUUUCCUCUGCCCCUGCUCAAUUGCCCAAGAAAGCCCAGUAAACCUUACCGAGCAUAGAGGAAGUGAGAAGCAGCUUGUCCAUUUUGGAGGAUCAGAAGCAAGACUUCUCCUGAGCUGGAGUUUGUAGCCAUUCUCUUCCCUUACAUUGGCAAGUUUAAUGCCUGUCUCAGCCCUGAGUGUGAGAACCCGGGAUGGAAACGGAAACACACUGGUGGGUGGAUCGGCUGCGGACAAAGAGAGGGUAAAAUUCUGAACAUGGAGGUUCUGUCCAGGGCAGAUCCUGAAGGGGCAGUCUGCAGUUCCUGCGUGCCUUUCCAGCCACGGGAUGGAGCAGGUUCCUGCUGCCUUCUCCGUCUGCUGGCUCCAUUCUAGACCCCAUUCACACAGCUUACAUUGUAGACAACACAGAGUUUGCACACUCUGUGUAUUACUUGUUACUUGGGUUUAUAUAUAAUCCCUUUUCCGCAGAAUUGUUUAUGUAGUUAAAUUAUCUUCCUCAUUUUGAAAUAUCUCAUUUUGUAUCAGGUGCAUUUGUGUCUCGUUUUGUAUUGAGUUUGGAAGCCGUUUCAUGCCUUUGCUUGGCUUGCAGGUGCUCCACGAUACUAUCUUUUGCUGCACAUUUCUUUAAAUGUCUGUGUGGAUGAGCGGUCUCUUCUGCCUCUGCUUCGUGUGUAUCUAGAUUUUGUGAAUUUUCUGUUUGUUGCUGGGGUCCUCUGUGCCGUCAUCCAUACUGUGUUCAUGAUAUUCAACUUUAUGGGUCCAUCUCCAGUCAGUAUCAUAGUUAAUAAUCUUUGGGCUCUCACCAGAGUUUCCUACCUCACCCCCACCUCCUCUCAUCUCUUACUGAGCCUUCCAGAGCUCAGUUGCUGUCUCCUGAAGGAUGUGUAGUUCACUCCUUCCUCCAGUUCUGUCUGUCUCUUCUGUGGAUGGGGACAGACCAUCGGGGAGAUAAAUAUCUCCAUUUCAAGGUCACUCCCUUCAUCCUCCAGCCUCUCAGUCCCCACUCAUUGUACCGAUUUCAUCAUGUGAUUUGCAGAUAUUUGUUGUGGUCAUGUACCUCAGUAUCAUUGUGUAAAGAGAAGGGUUUGUGUUUCCAUAAUAUGACAUUUGAAAAAUAGGGCAACUUAGUGAGUUCCCAUAACGUCAAACUUACCUUAUUUAGAGAAACUUUUUUUUCUUUUAUUUUCCUUACAGUGCUAAGGAUC